Colletotrichum costaricense is the source of this 408-nucleotide messenger RNA. RefSeq lists its product as uncharacterized. NCBI's taxonomy places the organism in Eukaryota, Fungi, Ascomycota, Sordariomycetes, Glomerellales, Glomerellaceae. The annotation marks the transcript as partial. The transcript has a single exon. The record is from RefSeq and is a predicted model, not a curated record.
AUCACGCUGACUCCAUCGACGAUAGAUCGAGCCAGGACCGUCACCGUUACGAGGACAGAGACUAGGGAAACCACGACUACCGCCACUACGACGGCGACUGCUGUCGUGACAAGCCCGACGACAACGACGCUGCGAGAAGUCUCAACCACCACCGCACUCGUCACUCAGACCAUCACGAGAACGACCACGGCUCCCUGCUCAGCUCUCAACUGUCCAAAGGUCACCUCUACCGGUACCAUCUGCAAAAGCUGCUUCGUCGCGCAGUGUACUACCACUUCGUCUAUCACGAAGUCUUGCGGCUGCCCUGUUCUCUCAACUGCGUUCGUCGACCUUGAGUGUGAAGAGGCUGAUGUCUGUAACAAGAUUGGGUGCAGGACUGUGUAUGCAGUUGCAACUCCUGUGUGCUAG